Messenger RNA from Centropristis striata (black sea bass), 1042 nucleotides. RefSeq names its product F-box protein 2 (gene fbxo2). Gene Ontology annotation, biological process: SCF-dependent proteasomal ubiquitin-dependent protein catabolic process; glycoprotein catabolic process. Lineage: Eukaryota; Metazoa; Chordata; Actinopteri; Perciformes; Serranidae. Gene Ontology annotation, cellular component: SCF ubiquitin ligase complex; cytoplasm. The coding region runs from base 102 to 632 and encodes 176 amino acids. The transcript has 6 exons. The record is from RefSeq and is a predicted model, not a curated record. Gene Ontology annotation, molecular function: ubiquitin protein ligase activity.
GCUACCCUGCAGAGGAGCUCAAGUGUACGUCACAGAAAGAAAAGGACAGAACAGAAGACUACACUUGCCUUCCCCUGUUUGGCCCUGUAUAAGCUGUAAUUAUGGCCAAAAACCUGCUGAAGAAUCCCAAUGGGGAAGAGCAGCUGGAAUUCUGGGAGCUGACGGAGAACGGUGGGAGUCAGUGGAAGGUGGAGGACAUGCCGGGAGACUGUGGCUAUGACUUCUGCAUUGAUGGAGUGACCAAAUACUUUGCGACUUCUUUUGAGCUGUGUCUGAAGAGACAGGUGAUUGACUUGUUAGCAGAGGAUUUUACCAGCGAACAGUUGGACACUCAGCCUACCAUCACAGUGGAAGACUGGUACUGCGGGAGGACAGAUUGUGGCUGCACCUAUCAAAUGACCGUGUGUCUGCUGGAUGAGUACAAAGACGUCAUACUGGAAUUCAAACCAGAGCCGGUGACCCUCGACCCCGACAGUGGUGACUGCUCAUGGAAGCAGUUCAGCCAUACAUUUUCUGACUACGGCCCUGGAAUGCGUUUCAUCACCUUUGAACAUGGAGGACAUGACACCAAGUUCUGGGACGGCUGGUUUGGAGUCCGAGUCACUGGGAGCUCUGUAACUAUUGAGGUCUGAACAAAAGGAAAACGAGAGAAAUUAGAUGGGAACCUAGUAGUUAGGAAAACUGUAAGGUAAGGCGUGAAGGUGGGGGCAGAGAACUUAGAUGAGUAGAUGGACUCCAGGGUGGAGUAUAGGUUUCCAGGUUUCAAGAGGACCAGCUUUGCCUUGUGCACUUAGCUUACACCUCUGUAUAUCAUGCAUAAUGCUGUUCAUGCUGUGGAAACACGCUGCUGCUGUUAAGGCUGUAAAAAAAAAAAAAAAAGAUGGCACACCUUAUUCACUUUAAAAUAUUAAAAUGUGAUGUAUUAACCACUACUUCUGCACUGACUUACCCUAAAAUAACUGAAGUCUUUGGUGGCUGUGGGUGUUGUAAGCUAUCAAGUCACUUUGAAAUUGGAAUUAAAAUGAGAAAAUUGUCAACUACA